Zea mays is the source of this 745-nucleotide messenger RNA. RefSeq lists its product as uncharacterized. NCBI's taxonomy places the organism in Eukaryota, Viridiplantae, Streptophyta, Magnoliopsida, Poales, Poaceae. The coding region runs from base 233 to 745 and encodes 170 amino acids. The record is from RefSeq and is a predicted model, not a curated record. The transcript has a single exon.
UUCUCCUUUCUCCAGCCGAUUUCCCCUGCCUUCUUCUACCUCGCGCAGGAGUCCUCCCACGGCAACAGCAGCUCUCCCUUCCUCUCCACGGCUGCAGCAGGGCGCCCCUCUUCUCCGGCAGCAAGCUCCCUCCCAUGGCGGCCGCUCCUCCUCCCUCUGCUUCUUGCCGCAGGAGCAGGAGCUCCCUCGGAGCACGCCGGUGCCCCUGCUCUCCCCUUGGCCGCCAGCAGCCAUGGCCGCCAGCCCCCGGCGAGCUCGGGUUCUUCUCCCUGGAACGCAGCAGCUCUGCUCGCCCCCUCCCAUGGCGCUGGCCACUCUCCCAUGGCAUGCUGCCCCCAGCCCGACGUCCUGCAACCUCCAUGGACGCCCCUGUUUUCUUCUUCACGCUGCAGCAGGCAGCCUUUCUUCCCUGCGCGCUGUAGCUCCUUGGGCUGACCUCGGCGAGGUUCGUGUCCAUGGCGACGCAGCAGCUCCAUUCCUCCAUGGCCAGCCGCCCCUCUGUUGCUGCCGAGCACCAGCUCCGGCCAGCAGCCACGGCGCCGAGGAUUCCCUACGCGCGAGCACAAGCCCCAUUUCUUCUACCCCUGUUCGGCGCCCAGCGGCAUCCAUGCGCAGCGCCGCUGCUCCAUUUCCUCCCCAUCUUCCCCACCAAACAGCACCUGCAGCGAGUCGCCGUCGCCCAUGGCCGAGCCCCCUUCCUCCCUGGCCGCCCAGCUCACUGUCCAGGGUGCCCAGAAAAUUUUAG